Molecule: messenger RNA, 817 nt
Organism: Drosophila arizonae
Lineage: Eukaryota; Metazoa; Arthropoda; Insecta; Diptera; Drosophilidae
Product: thioredoxin domain-containing protein 17
Cellular component (GO): cytosol
Molecular function (GO): protein-disulfide reductase [NAD(P)H] activity
Source: RefSeq, a predicted model, not a curated record
UUUUUGUUGUUGUUGCUGGCAAAUGAGACCAAUUUAGGUGGCUGUAAAAAAGAAAACGUUAAAAGAACAGCCAAGCUAAUCAGAAACAAAGAAAUCUUAUCGUACAAUCCCAAUCAGUAAGUAAGUGAGUAGCAACAGCAAAGCAGCACGAUGCCGCAAUACGUGCCAAUAACGGGCUUCAAGCAGCUGGAGGAUGCACUGAAGGUGCACGCCAAGAACAACUGCCUCAUCUAUAUGUAUUUCUUUGGCGAGAAGGACAGCACGGGUCGCAGCUGGUGUCCCGACUGUGUGGCAGUUGAGGAUCUGGUGGAGACGGCAUUCCGUGAAUAUUCGCAUCCAAAUUCCUUGAUCUACACGGUGAACGUGGGAGAUCGCGCCGCCUGGAAGGACAAAUCGCCGGCCAACAAAUUUCGCCUGCCGCCGUUCAAUCUGACCGUUAUACCGGCACUGCUGCGCUGGAACAACUCGGAGCGUUUGGAUGGCGAUCAGCUGCUGAAGCCCGAUCUGCUGAAGCUCUUCUUCGACGAGGCAAAGUCGCAGAGCGCCACCGACACUACAAUCCCAUGCAAAUAAUAAUAGUGAAUAAGCCGCAUAACUGUAUUUGACCGCUAGCCAGCGAAGGUUGGCGUACGUGUAGUUGUGUGCGUGUCCGUGUGUUUGUGUGCGCCGAGUAUGCGAAUGCAUGUGCGUGCGUGCGCCUGUGUGCGUGUGCAUGAAAAUAGAGAGAGCGAGAGAGGGAGAGAGAGAGAGAGAGAGAGAGAGAGAGAGAGCGCAAUAAACACGCUGUUGAGCGCAACUCAAUGGCCAUAGCUAAACU